Dioscorea cayenensis subsp. rotundata (Guinea yam) is the source of this 1329-nucleotide messenger RNA. RefSeq names its product probable lysine-specific demethylase ELF6. Gene Ontology annotation, cellular component: nucleus. Lineage: Eukaryota; Viridiplantae; Streptophyta; Magnoliopsida; Dioscoreales; Dioscoreaceae. Gene Ontology annotation, biological process: regulation of transcription by RNA polymerase II. Gene Ontology annotation, molecular function: DNA-binding transcription factor activity, RNA polymerase II-specific; RNA polymerase II cis-regulatory region sequence-specific DNA binding. The record is from RefSeq and is a predicted model, not a curated record. The transcript has a single exon. The coding region runs from base 1 to 996 and encodes 331 amino acids.
AUGAAUCAGACAUUGAUGAUUCUCAACCACAACAAAAAUCAUAUUCUAGGGUCAAAAGAAAGCAGCUUGCAAUGUAAUGGUGAAGAUCAGAGCAGGCAGCUUGGAUGUGAAUAUGUAAUUGAUAAGCCUGAACUCCAGCAGAAUAUCAAGGCUUCAGCUGAUGCUGAAAUUAAUGGUUCUAUGGCUUCAGAAGCUGAAACUUCUGAAAUCCCACUGGAUGCAUCUCAUGUUGACUGCAUAAAUCUUUUGCAAGAUAUUUCAGUGAAGCUGCCUCAUUCUGUUGGAAGGGCCAAGGGAUUGGUUAUGCCUCAAUUGAGCAAUGGCACAAUUGAUGUAAAUUCGGUUCCAGAAGAUGUUUCUGUGCAAAAUGGGGUGAUAAGAAAUAAUGUGCGGCCAAUCAUUGUGUACAAGCGAGCUGAGAGGCCCAAAAAGAAACAGAAGAGUGAGGCAGAGCCGAUGUCAAAUGUUCAUCUAAGCUCUAAUGAAUUCAUUCGUAGCCCUUGUGAGGGUUUGAGGCCAAGGACUGGUCGACGUUCUCUGGAUGAAACAGCAGAUGUUGGAGCAGCGGAGAAGGGUGAAGGUUACAAGACAAAGAAACGAGACAGGCCAGCAGGUCAAAGUAUAAGACAGAAGGCUGAGGGAACCUAUAUAUGUGACAUUGAUGGGUGCCUUAUUAGCUUUAGGACAAAGAGAGAGCUUGACCGUCACCGGGACAAUCGUUGUAUAUUUAAAGGCUGUGGGAAGAUGUUCAGCUCUCAUGCUCUCGCAAUGCGCCACCAACGUGCUCACGAAGAUGAGCGGCCUCUCAAGUGCCCAUGGAAAGGUUGCGGUAUGUCCUUCAAGUGGGCAUGGGCCCGAACAGAGCAUGUCCGGCUUCACACAGGUGAGCGGCCAUAUAAAUGCAAGGUUGCUGGUUGUGGAUUGACAUUCAGAUUUGUUUCAGAUUUCAGCCGUCAUAGAAGGAAGACUGGGCAUUCUGGGAAUUCAAAAACAUAGCAGUUUUUGUCUUUCCUCAUUCUUUUCACUAGUUGAAGCUUUGAUUGUAGAUGUUCAGGUUUUCAUUUCAUUUAAGGAGCAGGCUUUCCUUUCUGACGACUAAGCAUACUUCCAGGGAUCCUUUCUUUAUAACUGAAUCUGCAGGAGUUUGCUGAUUUGGAUGUAGAUCUGUACAGACUAAUCCUUUUGUAUGAUUUCAGUCCAUUGUUUUUGUUAGCUGAAUUGAUUCUCCAAAAUUAAUUUUAGUCAACUUAAAUGCUACCACAGGUAAGAGAAUGUACUAUAUAAUUAUAUUGGAUUGAAAUUAAUUCUCCACUUUUAGUUCUGAUGGAG